UCUACUUGCGACGGAAGUACAGCGUACAAAAUGUCGGUCCAGUCGCUAGUUAGCAAAAAGAAGAAGAGUUUUAUCGGGUUACCGGCGCCUCUCGGUUAUGUACCGGGUCUUGGACGAGGAGCAACUGGCUUUACUACAAGAUCUGACAUAGGUCCUGCAAGAGAAAUAGAUGACAUCUCUGAGGACCGCCAUCCUGUUCCGAUAAAGAAGCCAAAGAACCAGGAUGAUGAUGAUGACGAAGAUCUUAACGACGCCAACUUUGAUGAAUUUGCAGGUUACGGCGGCAGCUUGUGCAACAAAGAUCCCUAUGACAAAGAUGACGAGGAGGCCGACGCAAUCUACGAGGCGAUCGACAAAAGAAUGGACGAGAAACGGAGAGAGAGAAGAGAGGAGAAGCUGAGGCAGGAAUUGGAGAAGUUUCGACAAGAACGACCAAAGAUUCAGCAACAGUUCUCCGAUCUCAAGCGAGAUCUGGCUGAUGUUACUGUGGACUCAUGGAAUAAUUUACCGGAAGUCGGUGAUGCUAGAAAUCGCAAACAGCGCAACCCUCGUACAGAAAAAUUCACACCGGUCCCAGACAGUAUCCUGGCCAAGGCCGCGGCAUCGACGGGCAUGAAUACAACACUGAGUGAUAAAGAUCAGCGUUUCGAUGGUCUCGUGACUCCCGGGUUUUCCACGCCACAGGCCGACAUAGACAUGAAGAAAAUCGGCCAGGCCAGAAACACGCUGAUGGAUAUCAAAUUGACACAGGUUUCUGAUUCAGUCAGUGGACAGACGGUCGUCGAUCCCAAGGGAUACCUCACCGACCUGCAGUCCAUGCUCCCGUCCCACGGAGGAGAUAUCAAUGAUGUGAAGAAGGCACGCCUGCUCCUCAAGUCUGUGCGUGAGACGAACCCAAAACACCCCCCUGCGUGGAUUGCGUCGGCACGUCUCGAGGAGGUGACGGGGAAGAUCCAGGCUGCGCGGAACCUCAUCAUGAAGGGCUGCGAGGAAUGUCCCAACAGUGAGGACGUGUGGCUGGAGGCGGCCAGACUCAUGCCAGGGGAUCAGGCCAAGGCGAUUGUGGCUCAAGCGGUGCGGCACUUACCAAACUCCGUCAGGAUCUGGAUCAAAGCGGCCGACGUGGAACCGGAGCUUAAAGGAAAGAAGAGAGUCUACAGAAAAGCUCUGGAGCACAUCCCGAACUCAGUGAAGCUGUGGAAGAUGGCUGUCGAACUGGAGAAUGAGGAGGAUGCGAGGAUCAUGUUGAGUCGUGCCGUCGAGUGCUGCUCAACCAGUGUCGAGCUGUGGCUGGCUUUGGCAAGGUUAGAAAAUUACGAGAAUGCCCGGAAGGUGUUGAACAAGGCUCGAGAAAACAUUCCGACGGAUCGACAGAUCUGGGUGUCGGCUGCCAAGCUGGAGGAAGCCAACGGGAACACGCAUAUGGUGGAUAAAAUUAUUGACAGAGCACUGACGUCUCUGCGCGCCAACAUGGUAGAGAUAAACCGUGAACACUGGCUGAAGGAUGCAGAGGACUGUGAGAAGAGUAGCAGCAUUCACACCUGUCAGGCCAUCGUUCGAGCUGUGGUCAGUGUUGGUAUAGAGGAAGAAGACUGGAAACACACGUGGAUGGAGGACGCCGACGCGUGUGCGGCACACAGUGCGUACGAGUGCGCGCGAGCGAUCUACGCCCAUGCGUUGACUGUGUUCCCCAGUAAGAAGAGUAUCUGGCUGAGAGCGGCCUACUUUGAGAAGAACUACGGAAGCAGAGAAUCGCUGGAAGCACUUUUACAACGAGCGGUUGCCCACUGUCCUAAAGCGGAAGUUCUCUGGUUGAUGGGGGCCAAGUCAAAAUGGCUGGCAGAUGAUGUUCCGGCUGCUCGAAGUAUCCUAGCACUGGCGUUUCAGGCUAACCCGAACAGCGAGGAGAUCUGGCUCGCUGCUGUCAAGCUGGAGAGUGAGAACAACGAGUUUGAGAGAGCUCGCAGACUCCUACAGAAAGCCAGGGCCAGCGCCCCCACAGCCAGGGUUUUCAUGAAGUCCGUCAAGCUGGAGUGGGUCUUGGGAGAGAUCAACAAUGCCAAGAAACUCCUGGAGGACGCAGUUCGACAUUACCCAGACUUCGCAAAGCUUGCGAUGAUGAAAGGUCAGAUUGAGGAACAGAUGGGUCAGCUAGAGAUGGCCAGGCAAGCGUAUAAUCAUGGGCUGAAGAAGUGUCCGAAUUCCAUUCCUCUCUGGCUGUUGUUGUCUCGCCUGGAAGAGAAAGUUGGUCAGCUCACCAAAGCUCGGUCGAUUCUCGAGAAAUCUCGCCUCAAAAACCCUCACUGUCCAGAUCUUUGGUUGGAAGCCGUCCGAGUGGAAAACAGAUGUGGACUGAAAAACAUUGCCCACACGCUGAUGGCAAAAGCCCUGCAGGAGUGUCCUAACUCAGGGAUCUUAUGGGCGGAGGCUAUUUUCAUGGAGCCGCGGCCGCAGAGAAAAACGAAAUCGGUCGACGCGCUUCGCAAGUGUGAGCACGAUCCACACGUGUUGUUAGCUGCAUCCAAGCUGUUUUGGACAGAGCGUAAGAUCAGCAAGGCGCGGGACUGGUUUAACCGGACCGUGAAGAUCGACCCAGAUCUCGGCGACGCCUGGGCCUUCUUCUACAGGUUCGAGCUCAUGCACGGGGAUGAGCAAUCACAGAAGCUCGUUGCCAAGAAAUGUGUCCAGUCAGAACCUCAUCAUGGAGAGUUCUGGUGUAAUGUGUCGAAAAACAUUGAAAACUGGAGACUGAGGACGGAAGAGUUGCUCCCACUUGUAGCACGAUCACUUCCCCUUCCAACAUGAGAUCUUUAAAGAAGAUCUCUAAAAAAAAAAAAAAAAAAAAAACACAUAAAUAUUGGGGACUGAAUCCUGAUGGAUCAGUGAUGAUGUAAACUUCAUUCUGAUUGGAUAACUCAUUUUAUCCUUUCAACUAUCCUUUCCUUUUGACUGGAUAACUUGUGUUAUCAUUGGCAUCUUUUUGGCUUACUGAAGAUUUGAAAAUCUUAGAUGGUCACCGAUUGGAUAACUUGUGUUAUCACCUGCAUCUUAUAGACUUACUGUAGAUUUGAAAAUCUUAGACAAUCACUGAUUGAAGAAAGGGUUCAGUGUUAUCUGUAUUUUACUGGCUUACUGAAGAUUUGACAAUGUUACAUGGUCCCUGGUCUUGGUUAGUUGUAUCUCGAUUGGAUGCCUUUUGUGAACACCAUUUUGAUUGGAUCUCUUUAUCAUGUAUGUCAAUCCAAGGCCAUAGUAUGUACUAUUCUGUCUGUGGUAAUGAUGCAUUAUAAAAGAUGCCUUGCUACUAAUGGAAACAUGUAGCGGGUUUUCUAUCUAAGACUAUAUAUCGAAAUUACCAAAUGUCUGACAUCCAAUAGCCGAUGAUUAAUAAAUCAAUGUGCUCUAGUGGUGUUGUUAAACAAAACAAAACUUUAUCAGGUAUGUAAAGUACAUUUUCAUUGAAAAACUCAUCUCGUGAACUUCGUGUCGAUUGGGUCGCCAUGGUUUUGAACUUGAAUUACAAACUGGGUGGAUGCCAGUUUUUUGUUAUUUUCCAGUAUAAAUUGUCAAAGAAUAACACCUUCAGUAAAAUUACAUUUUCAUAGUUUACAAGAAUUUGAUUGUGAGUUUCAGUAUGCUCAUUCACAGAGACUUAAAUCCACUGAACAUUCAAACGCAGCUCUUCUGGACGCACUGCCAUAGUUUUCUGUCCUUGUGGUAAAUGUGGGGUGGGGUGGGGUUGGGGGUGGGGCAGGCGUUCUGCCAGAAGAUGAUGGGUAUGAACAACUAUUUGGUAUUACUAGUAGCAGGAUUCCCCUCUUACUCGCUGUCAGCCAAAUGAAAUAACCUAUUUUAGACACUGAAUAAUCAUUGUUUAAAAUGAGCUAAAGUCUUGUGAAAUAAAUAUUUCUUCCCUUAAGCUGUAAAUCCUAACCGGAUGCAAGUGACGCGAGAAAUUAUUUUAGAAAUCAUUGGUUUCAAUCGCAGUAUCCUAACCGCAUGCGUAAGGCGCGACAGAUAAUUAUGUAGCAGUGUACGCAUGCAGUUACGAAUGCAGCAAUUGAAAUCGGUGAUUUCUAAAAUAAAACGCUCGCGUCUGGUUAGGAUACAACUUUAUUAUAAUUGAAGAUUAGCAUAUCCGGUCUGCUCCUCUACACCCCUACCCCCAACAGUCUAGGAUUUUCUUCAGCUUGUAAUUUCAAUGGUAAAACCUAUUUUUUCAGGGACACAUCACUGCACCAUCCACCCCCGCCCCCAGGUUUCUUAAACCUGUCUGGCAUUUGUAAUUUAAAACCUGUUUCCUAGGUAUGUAGGUAGGUAAGUAACUAGUUUAACGUGCUCAUAUACCACUAGGGUUUCGAAUACGCCAUAUACCACUAGGGUUUCGAACACGCCCUAUACCACUAGGGUUUCGAACACGCCCAUCACGAGUCCGAUAUGAUCAGGGGCCUGACUCGGGACAGGACGUAAUUACUUAACAGAUAAUUUUGAAAUUUUUAUUCAAGUCCUAAUAAUAAAUGGGAGAAAAGGGGUAAUUAAUUUUUAGAUGCGCCAAAAAAAAAAAAAUUAUAUAUUAUAAUUAAAAAAUAUACCUAACAACUUCAACAUAAGUGGCGCAAAAUUUUAAUGGGUUAGUCUAAAAUAAAUUUUAUUUAUAAAUUUCAGACUUGCCAUUUGUGACACCCAAUAGCCGAUGUGCAUUUUUGUACUGGGGUGUGGUUAAACAUUCAUUCAUUCAUUAUAAAUUUUAUGGACAGCUGAUAACCUUAAUUAAAUUUAGGUCCAAGGAGGUUAAGAAGAAAGGUUGUACUAAAUGUACCUAAUAACUGGUGUAUAUCAGCGAUAUGUGAAGUGUGAUGUAUACCUUGUUAUACAUUUUGAAAAAUAAAUGUCUUGCACUGUAA
Molecule: messenger RNA, 4904 nt
Organism: Gigantopelta aegis
Lineage: Eukaryota; Metazoa; Mollusca; Gastropoda; Neomphalida; Peltospiridae
Product: pre-mRNA-processing factor 6-like
Biological process (GO): spliceosomal tri-snRNP complex assembly; mRNA splicing, via spliceosome
Cellular component (GO): U4/U6 x U5 tri-snRNP complex; catalytic step 2 spliceosome
Molecular function (GO): protein binding
Source: RefSeq, a predicted model, not a curated record